CUAAUUUAAUCAUAUUUUUCUUUUGUCAUAGGCCGAGGUGUUUUUGCCACUGAACUCAUAUACAGAGGCGACUUUGUAGUGGAGUACCGAGGAAAACUACUGUCACCGCAGCAGGCAGAGCUCCAAACUGAGUACAAUGAGUCUGCGAAGGUUUUUCUUUUUGAUUUUCAGUGGAAGAGUAAAACAUGGUGCAUUGAUGCAUGUGAAGAGGACUCCUCCCUUGGGAGACUCGUUAAUGAUGACCACAGACGACCUAAUUGCAAAAUGAAAACCAUAAUAGUAAAUGAGACCCCACACUUGUGUCUCUUCGCGGUUAGAGAUAUUACAGCUGGAGAAGAGUUGACUUACAACUACGGUGACUCAAACUGGGCAUGGAGAGCACAGGUUAACAAGGAUGUACUACCUAGCGUGAAACCUGAGAUUGGGAGUAUAAAGUCUGCUGCUGCUAUAGUACAUGCUGAUUCAGUAGGGACUGAACUCACCACAGUCACAACUGCAGACUCACAGCCUGCUGACACAGCCCCCAAAACACACUUCACUGGCACGGACACCCUGUUCAACAUGCCCGUCUCAGAUGAUAAUUUGCAGAGGGAGCGCUCGAAGGCCAGGAUUGACAAAUUAAAAGCACACCACAAUAGGUGUGAAACUCGGUAUGAAUCUACGGCAGAGAAGCGAAAUGCUCUUCAAAGACAGCGAACCUUACUCCUACUGCAAUUGGCAAACUUGGAUAAAAUGCUGGACCCAGAAUCACAUCCAGUCACUCAACCAGCAGAAGAUUCUGUGAUACCCUCACCAACAGACACACAGGUUGCUUUCCAAAACAUGGACACAGAUUCCAGCUCUGCAGAAGAUGGGAAUGUGUCCCACUCCAAUCCCAAGCUGGACCCAGAAUCACAUCCAGUCACUCAACCAGCAGAAGAUUCUGUGAUACCCUCACCAACAGACACACAGGUUGCUUUCCAAAACAUGGACACAGAUUCCAGCUCUGCAGAAGAUGGGAAUGUGUCCCACUCCAAUCCCAAGUUUAAAAAACAAAUGCUUGGAUAUGAUUCUGAAGACUCACUAAGCAGCAUGGAAAUAACAGAGGAUGAAUAUGUGCCAGGGUCUGAUUGUGAAAGUGAUACCAGCUCAGAGGGAGGCAGUAUAUUAAAGAAAAAUUCUGCCACCAUGGCCAGUCCUGCUGUUAAAAAUGAAACAAGAAAAACAUACAAGGGACAUAGAAACCGGAACUCUAAAUCUGACACAUCUGGGGAAAGCUCCAUUACUUCACUUACAGUCAUGCACAGUCAAAAGACUGACGAUGGAUCUAGAAGAUACACCAAAAAACAUUACUGUCUCUUUUGUGAGAAACCACAAUCCAAAAUCGCCAGGCAUCUGGAACUUGUUCAUGGAGAUCAAUCUGAAGUCGCUAAGGCCAUUUCAUCUCCAAAGAACUCCAAGGAAAGAAAGCUCCAACUGACUAUACUAAGGAAACGGGGGGACAGAGCACACAAUGUAGAUGUCAUUAGAAAGGGAAAAGGUGUCAUUGUUCCAUGUAAAACAAACAAGUUCUCCAAAUGUCAAUCCAAAUAA
Messenger RNA from Carassius auratus (goldfish), 1572 nucleotides. RefSeq lists its product as uncharacterized. Gene Ontology annotation, cellular component: nuclear speck. NCBI's taxonomy places the organism in Eukaryota, Metazoa, Chordata, Actinopteri, Cypriniformes, Cyprinidae. The transcript has 12 exons. Gene Ontology annotation, molecular function: transcription coactivator activity; protein binding. Gene Ontology annotation, biological process: Notch signaling pathway; positive regulation of transcription by RNA polymerase II. The coding region runs from base 265 to 1572 and encodes 435 amino acids. The record is from RefSeq and is a predicted model, not a curated record.